Messenger RNA from Epinephelus lanceolatus (giant grouper), 5199 nucleotides. The record is from RefSeq and is a predicted model, not a curated record. Lineage: Eukaryota; Metazoa; Chordata; Actinopteri; Perciformes; Serranidae.
CCCGAUGGCAGGACAGGUCAUGAGAGAGCUGAGCCGAUGAGAUCAUGGAGCCUGCGCCGAGGUCGGACAGGGUGCUGUUGGGACUUGACGGUGAUGGAGAGGUACCCGUCCGAAUCCAUGAUGUCUUGUACUGUAGCUGAAACCGCAAGACCUCUGGCCUGUGUGUCUGGGAGCCCUCUAGCCAACAGUCACUGCCAUUUUCUUCUAAUAGGACUUAAUGAGACUCAAGCCCUAAACAAUCAGGAAUGGACAGGUGAAAACUGAGAGGCCGAGAGGUGGCCUUUAUUCUAAACCUUGGUAUUUCCUCUGGUUCUGCACAGGGACAUGAGAAUAUUUCCACGCUUAGCAGUUUCUUCUCAGACGUCCACUUUUGCCAUAUAAAAAAAUGCCUUUGAACAUUAGAGCCAAGCCCGCGCAGAGCAAGCUGUCUGCUGGCGCAAAGAGUAGCGGGCACACUGAUGGCAGUACAUCCCAUUCACGCUUUUCCAGAUCCCCCAAACAGGGGAAAGGCAAACAGGCUGCGAGCUCGGCGCCAGGCUCCCGCUCGGGGCUUGAACCAGGCUCCGUGUCAGGGGUUGUGCCUGCUCCAGUGCCGAAACUGGCUGGAGGUCAAGGGUCGGUGUCGAGGCCAGGUCCAAAGAUCAAACCUGGCCAGGCAGCAGCAGACAAGGGAGCGACUCGUGGUUCAGCGACAGCUCCGGGGGGUAAAACCCUGUCUAUGGAGAACAUCCAGUCACUGAGUGCUGCCUAUGCCACUUCAGGCACCAUGUACCCCUGUGAGCGAGACUCCUUGGAACCCUCUGGUGGGUACCCUAAAGGCACCAUGACGCUGGGCAGGAGCACCAGCCGCUCAUCAUACACUAACCGAACAACAGCCAUGGGCAGCACCCCUAACAUCACCUCCUCUGGGCUACAUCACCAGUCAGACCCCUAUGGAGACCAAACCUUGCAUCCUGGAAGGACUUCCAGUCUGCAGCGCCAGUCUGGGAGACACACACAGGCACUGGAUUCGGCUGGACGGGGAGAGGCUCCGUCGUUUGACCUCCAGUCUCAGCUGAGGGAGCUGCAGAGGGAGAAUGAAAACCUGCGGAGAGAGCUGGAUGUAGGGAGGGGCCCUAGCAUGAACAAUGUCAACUUCUGGAGCCCAGAUGUGAAAAGAGACAAGGGGGUGAGGCGGGAGGAGGGAGCGAGGACCUCAGUUCUGAAGGACCAGUACAGGACCAACCAAGAGGAUUUGCAGCAGCCUGGGGAUAUCAGAAGAAACAAGCAGCUCCCGCUGACAGUUCAGGAGCUUCAGGAGGAGCUGAGGGCUCACAGGGAGAACAGUCGCUUGCAGCAACAGCGUCAGCAGGGCAACUCCGGCUCGUAUCGAGAACUCCACACAGACCAGGACCACAGAGGGGGGCUCAGCCCUGGCCACAGCCCCAGACAAAGCUCCAGCAACCUGCACAGCCCUGGACCGAAGAAUAGCCCGAGAGCCAGCCCUUCCAUUACCUAUAAUCCAAGACAACAGGAAGCUGAUGUCAUCAUUCACAGCCCUGGUUACGGCUGUAACACUGCAGUAGCCGCGCAGAGAAUCAGCCCGGCCAACACCCUUCAGCCUGGGCCGAGGAACAGCCCAAACCACUCCCUCUACGCUCCCAGCCAAGGUCCGGCGGUAGCGCCUGGCUCUAGCUCACUCCGGCCCUGCAGCCCCUGCCAGGUACCUGGGUGUGACGGCUUCUCCUCACCUCCUCCCCUAGAUCCUUCAGAGGAGAAUUUCUUCCGGCUGCAGUCGGAGCACGAGCGGCAGGCCAAGGAGCUGUUCCUGCUGAGGAAGACCAUGGAAGAGAUGGAGAUGAGGAUCGAUUCUCAGAAGCAGACUCUGGGCGCCCGAGAUGAGAGCAUCCAACGGCUGCUGGAGAUGCUUCAGGGCCAAGGUCAAGGUCAAAGUCAAAGUCAAAGUCAAGGUCAGGGACACUGGGGUCGGGGACAGCGGACGGGCAUCAUAACCAUGGCGGCGCAGGAGGCUGAAGCGCAGCUGGAGAACAUGCAUGUGAGAGAGGAGCUCCAUCGCAGAAACCAGCUCCAAGCUGAUCCGGCCAAGACCAGAGCUCUGCAGACUGUCAUUGAUAUGAAGGACACCAAGAUCUCUUCACUGGAGAGGAACAUCAGAGACUUAGAGGAUGAGGUCCAGAUGUUAAAGACCAGCGGCCUGCUGCACCCCGACGACAGGCAGGAUGAGCUCAAGCAGGUGGAGGUCUACAAGAGCCAUUCUAAAUUCAUGAAGACUAAGAUUGAGCAGCUGAAGCAGGAGCUGAACAGGAAGGAGGCAGAGAUGCAGGCCCUGCAAACCAAACUAGAAACACUGACCAAUCAGAACUCAGACUGCAAACAACACAUCGAGGUGCUAAAGGAGUCGCUCAGCGCCAAGGAGCAACGGGCCAACACACUUCAGACAGAGGUAGAUGCUCUGCGGGUGCGUCUGGAGGAGAAAGAGCAGUUCCUGACUAAGAAGACCAAGCAGCUGCAGGACCUGACCGAUGAAAAGAGCACACUAACAGGAGAGAUCAGAGACAUGAAGGACAUGCUGGAUGUCAAGGAGAGGAAGGUUAAUGUCCUGCAGAAGAAGAUUGAGAACCUGUUGGAGCAGUUAAAGGAUAAGGACAAACAGCUGGCUGGGUUGAGGGAAAGGGUCCAAGGCCUUCAAACUGACUCUAGCAACACUGACACAGCCCUGGCCACGCUAGAGGAAGCCCUCUCAGAAAAGGAGCGAGUGAUAGAGAAUCUACGCGAGCAGAGGGAGCGGGAAGACAGGGCUCGGCUGGAGGAGCUGGAACAGAUGAGGAAGGAGAACCAGCUAUUAAAGGACAAACUUUCAGCCCUGCAGCCCCAGAAACUGUCCCCAAGUCAGCCUGCUAACCCCGUCCCCACCCAGAACCAGAGGCCUGAUGGAGAGGUGCCAGCUAAAGUAGAUGGGCUCCCAGCAGGAAGCCCCAUGACCCAAAACACGGAAGAAGCCCUCCGGAAGUGUCCAGACAUCACAGAUCGUCUGAGGCUACUAGAGCAGGAAGUGGCUCGCAACAAAGAGGAAUCUGGGAAGUCAAAAGCGGAGGUGGAGAGGCUAAUGGCAGCUCUGAGGGAUGCUGAGAUGGACAAAUCGUGCAAGGAGAAGAAAAUCGCCGAUCUUGAGAGAUCUGGGCAAAUCAAGUCUCCUAACAUCCAGAAGCAGACGGUGGCGGGCGAGAUGAGGAAAGAUGCCCUCACUGAUGGACAUCCACACUCAUUAUCGCAGUUGGAGGAGCUGAUGAGUGCUUUGGAGAAGACGCGCCAGGAGCUGGACGCCACCAAACUGCAUCUGUCCUCCACUCAGCAGUCGCUGCACGAGAGAGACGGACACCUUAAUUGUCUUCGCCAGGAGAGACGCAAACAGCUGGAGGAGAUUCUGGAGAUGAAGCAGCAGGCUUUGCUGGCAGCCAUCAGUGAGAAGGAUGCUAACAUCGCCCUGCUGGAGUUGUCCUCCUCCAAAAGGAAAAAAGCCCAGGAGGAAGUGAUGGCUCUGAAGAGGGAGAAAGACAGGCUCAUGCACCAGCUCAAACAGCAGACUCAGAGCAGAAUGAAGCUGAUAGCAGAUAACUACGAGGAAGAUCACAUCCACCCCCAACAUCACCCUCACCAUUCUCACCACUUGCAUCCAGUAAACAUGCACCACCGAAGCCUGCCAAGAGGGCCCCCCCACGCCAACCACCGACCACCUAUGGACCAGGAUGAUGAAGAGGGAAUAUGGGCAUGAUGACCAUCACCGUGGAAACCCUGCAUCCAUUUGUCCACACUGCUUGUAGACCCAGGUACCAAGGGGUUCAAGAGCUUCAGCUGCAAGCAGGCACACUGAACCGGCCCAUAACUCCCCACCAUCCUGACCACCAGACAUACAUAUAAACAGAUAGACGCAUACUCCAGGACCCAGGUAUUGUGGACAAGCUCAGCGCUCAGCCGGUCAGGAAUUGUUCAUCUUCCCGAUGAGCAUCAUCUUUCCCGACAAAUGCAGUGGCCCACUGAGGGUGGGUUAAUGUCCCUUAGAGGACCGUCAGUCAUCAGUGUGGAGCUUCAAGAUAUUGGCAAGCGGUCCACUGCCUUCAUUUCCCUAGCUGUUUUCAAUAGACUGGGAGCUGGAUUCACUUUACAGCACUGCAGUGCUACAGAGUUCUGGCUCCACAUCAACCGACAAUCACUCCACCACUGUCGACUACUGGUGCGGCUAAGCUGAGCCAGUGGAACCAGCCGUAAACCCAUGCCAAUCCCGGACUGGUUUAUGAUGGCAUGAAUGUGUUUACUUCUGCAGCUAAAUAUCAGACUUUUGUAAAUAUAACAACAUGGACCUCAAAAUCCACAAUCCACAGAGACCUUCUCAAUGUAUCGUGCCAAAGGAGACAACCCUGUCUGCUGAAACAAAUUACUGAAAUGGGACUGAAUCAUUCGGACUACCCAGUGAACCGCCCCAGUUACUCAUUUCUUUGACUGUCUCCCACUUCCUGCCUAGAGAUCAACAAGAAAAAGACAAAUUUGGGCUUAAAGAUGCCCUGCAAAAAGUUUGAGCAUCAGCUUACACCUUCUCUAAAAAUCAGGACCCUUAUUAACAGGAAAGGAAACCCGGCUGACCUCGAAUCAGCCAGCUUACUGUAAGAACAGUCUGUUUAUACAUUUCUCCUUGUGUUCUUUUAGCCUGCUGUGCGUUUGUUUAAUGAACCAAUAUCAUGUUCUGUUAGCUUUUCUACAUCCGAAACAGUUUUGAGUGCCACUCUUCUUUUUUUUUCUGAAGUUUUAACAGCUGUGUGUGACUUAUUACGCUGACGAGCGAUGUAUUAUUUUGUUGUCUCUUUGUUGAUCCUGUGAAUCUGAGUGGCGAAUCUGUUUAUAAUGAAGUGACUUGCAUCUUAAAGCACUGUGUCAUUACUUUUUUCACUGUACUGGAGGCUGACGAUAAUGUACAGUAUUGUGUUUUGAUUCAACAGUAUAACAGUGUUUCCAUUUUGGCCCUGACCUAACAUGUACAGUUUUUUGUACAGUGUGUGUGUGUGUGCAUGUGUGUGUGGUUUCAUGCUGCUCUCAUGAUUGUGAUGACUGUGAAAGUUUUGGGGGGGGUAACGGUAUUCACCCUUGACUGGUUCCACAAUGUUUUGCAGUGGUCAGCUUGUCUCUGUUGUUUGAAUAAAAGUUGUU